Molecule: messenger RNA, 1581 nt
Organism: Cyclopterus lumpus (lumpfish)
Lineage: Eukaryota; Metazoa; Chordata; Actinopteri; Perciformes; Cyclopteridae
Gene: cisd2
Product: CDGSH iron sulfur domain 2
Exons: 3
Coding region: 165-572 (135 amino acids)
Biological process (GO): regulation of autophagy; autophagy of mitochondrion
Cellular component (GO): mitochondrial outer membrane; intracellular membrane-bounded organelle
Molecular function (GO): 2 iron, 2 sulfur cluster binding
Source: RefSeq, a predicted model, not a curated record
GCUUCAACGCAUCUCUUCUCCGGAUGUUCCCGUGUUUCACACGGGUUCGUGUUAGGAGUUACGUACCGGUGACACGCUGCGCUCAGAAAUGAACGCGAUGACAUAAACGAGCCCCAGGAACUAACCAAGUCAAACACAAAAGCUGCAACAUUGAGCUUUUCAAGAUGGUUUUAGAAUCUAUUUCAAGGAUAAUAAAAGUCCAGCUUCCAGCCUACCUCAAGAGGCUUCCGCUUCCGGAGACGAUCGGCGGAUUUGCGAGGUUAACAGUGUCUGAGUGGCUCCGGUUGCUGCCUCUCCUGGGCAUCCUGGCUCUGCUGGGCUAUCUGACCAUCCGCCCAUUCCUGCCCAAGAAGAAGAAGCAGAGAGACAGUCUGAUCAACCUGAAGAUUCAGAAAGAGAACCCCAAAGUGGUCAAUGAGAUAGACAUCGAGGACCUAAACAGCGCAAGUGUAUGCUACUGUCGCUGUUGGCGCUCCAAAACUUUUCCUGUGUGUGACCGGUCACACUUAAAGCACAAUGAGCUAACUGGAGACAACGUGGGACCGCUCAUACUCAAAAAGAAGAUACUAUAAUUGGCCGCUGAUGGGAGUUUUCUUCUCACUUCCCCAGUCUUUGGUUUUCAUAGUUGACUCCAUUUCUGUCUUUUUGUUUUAGUUAUUUUUUUUUUUUAAACAAAAGUCUUUAUCUUGUUUAAGUUGCUCAGAAAUGCAGACAACCAGAAUCUCUAUUUGAAGUCCUAUUUGGUCCUAAAACACCUAAAAACUGUUGUGAAAACUGUAUUUUAGGUUCUUUAAUGAUAUCAAGCAGUAAGGAAGCUGUUUUUCUUUUUUGGGCCUUCAUCAUUCACUUUAACACAUGACUGCAAAUUAAAUUGUAGUCAUGUCUAACUCUUUUUGGAAUCAAUUAUAAAUCAUCGGGACCACUUUGAGAGGAAGGCUUGAAACAUAAAUACAGUAACCUUAUGACUCAAUAUUCUGAAACCAGUUACAUGGUUGUUUAAUUGAAAUACUUUCUACUAGUCCAACAUGUAACCAACAUGUUGUACUGUAUUAUUCUUAGGUUUUAUUGUCUUUGUGCCAAAUAUCAACAUACUGUUCACUCUUUCAGGAUGUGAUUUAUUCUCUCAUAAGUUAUUGUGUGUAUGGGAAAUGGUCAAAUAUAUGUGUUGCCUUUUUAUAAACGUUUGAGUUUUCAAUUUUGUUUUCAACUCUGUUGCCUACAAACAUUUCAAACCACUACACCGUUGAGUAAUAUCCAGUUGUACACCAUUUUAACCUCAGUACGGUGUUGAGGUUUCAGAAAGUAACUUCUGCAGCACAAGACUUUUGCAAUUUACUGUUUGUUUUUCUAGCUUCUGUAUUGUCAUAAUGGCUGCAUCUAGUUGACGACCUGCUGGAAUAUUCCUUCUCGAUCCAUCAGCAACAUUUUAUACAUAAUGGCUUGUAUCGUGAGCACAAUGAUGCCUUUGAAUGACUGUCUUUAUGAAUCUUUGUAAGUUGAUGGCUUACCGGUACAUGGAUUUCUGUUUAAUUUGUAAAAAGCAAUCGGGAUGUUAAACUUAACCAUUUUUGGCAAACAGGA